Molecule: messenger RNA, 204 nt
Organism: Trichoderma gamsii
Lineage: Eukaryota; Fungi; Ascomycota; Sordariomycetes; Hypocreales; Hypocreaceae
Exons: 1
Coding region: 1-204 (67 amino acids)
Source: RefSeq, a predicted model, not a curated record
AUGGCACGCGUUCGAGUCAGACCGCCUAGCUUCCGAACUAUACCGACAAGACUUUGCUUAUACAAGGACUAUAAGUUUGGAGUUUACUGUAGGAGGGAUCGAUGGGUUCUUCUAUUUUACAGCAAGGAAGUGUAUGAAAACAUUUAUUAUCAAGUUAUAAUCGAAGACAUAAGGAGUACCCUAGACAAGAUAUGCAUACCAUAA